AUGGAUAGACACAACUCAAAGAAAAAUAAAAGAAGAGAGUGUAGAAAGGAUUCUUCAGACAAUGAUAGCAGUCACAUGGAUUCUCUGGCAAGCUCUUCAAGUUCUAGUAACAAAAGGGGCAGAAGAGGGAAACAGUCAGAUCAACAUACAUCAACAUCGAACCAGCUAUUGAAUUCAGAGAUUGAAAAUCCCAGGUCAAACAAGGGGAGCAGUAAAGGUGGCAAAAACCAAUCUAGAAACAGACGAAAUAGAAGCAAAAAGAGUUUCAACUCAGAACGUUCUGACCAUUCUACAGAGCAGAGUGAGGAUAUCCUUUUAAAGUUCCUAUCAAAAUUACAUAGGUUGAGCUUAAAUUUAACUGUUGAUAAAAGGACUAAUUUUUUGAAUUAUAAUUUAGUUUCCUUAACGAGCUUACAUAUUCCAGGGUUCUACUAUGAUCCAGAUAAAAAACGAUAUUUCAAGAUUAUGGAUAAUGCUAACAUCACUAGUGCUGUAACAAGGGAGACAAUUGCCAAAGAAAAAUCAGAAAAGAAAAGACUAGAAGCUUUACAGACACUUUCUACUACCCAAAAAUGUGAAUCUUUGUCGGAUUUAACAAAUCUUUUGUUUAAUUCUCGACAGGGGGAUAUCAGCCAUUUAAAUUUUAGGAGAACCAUGUUGUUGAAUCAUGCCAGGAAUCUAAGACUAAUAAAAUCUCAACCAUUUUUUGAAAAUCCUGUCCACGGACAUGAAAAGGUGGAACAUAUGAUAAAAAUGAUAUCAAGUCCUUCUCAUGAUAAACUGUUGUGUCUAUGGUCCAUGAAGGAGACCAUAAUGCAGCGUUUACAACUUGUGCAGUUAUCAAGAAAAAAACGUGACAGUGAAAAUCAGAGAUUAUCUUUGAAUGUUCAACCACGUGGAACAACAGUUCUACAGUCGUGGAGUAAGAUAACAAACGUGUGCUGGGCGCCAUUUCCAAAUUAUCCAGAAAGACGAAAUAUUUUAUACACUACAAAUUGUCACAGUACAGGACAAGCACUAGCAUUUAUCAGAAACUUAGAUGCCACUUCUCCACGAGACGUGGCCUUCUUUGAUUUCAGUAUUGGUAACCAAGCAACUUGGACUUGUGCAUGGAAUUAUAACACUGAGAAGUUUUCUGUGGGUGCUGAAAAAACAUGCUUAUUAAUAGAUGUAGAGACUCGGAGACUCUGGGAGUUAAAUACACUUAACAGUGAUCCUUUAGCUCAGACUUUCUCUUCUUGUCACCUACUGUACAGUGGUACGAAGAAAGGGCAAAUUGUUACCCAUGAUUUACGGAGCAAGUCAGUCCGACCAAUAAAAUGUAUUUCGCAUAAAUCCAGUAUCUCUCACCUUCUACUUUCCACUGAUGAUAAAUAUUUAUAUGCUAGCGACUAUUCUGGAAAGAUAAAAGUAUGGGAUAUGAGAAAGAACAGUGUAGUUAUGCAGUACGAUGGUUUACAUAAUGAAUAUAAGAGAAUCCCGUUUUAUAUUGACGAAUCUAAUACUCUUCUGUAUGGAGCGGGUCAAGACGGCUAUUCUAGGAUUUGGUGCCUAAAAACUGGUCAAUUGUUACUGAAUCUUCCACCACCCUGUUCAACAUCUUGGGACACUAUACCCUCCUUACAAUUUUCAGGAUGUUGGGCUAAAGAACAGGGCAAUUCAGGUUUAUUGAUGGGAUUAGGUGAUAAACUCUAUCUAUAUUCAAGUUGAGCUUUGUUGCAUAUUUCAUACAUUCUGUAUGUCAAAUGGAUGAAGAUAUGUGAUUUGGACACAAUAAAUAAAUUGAUGUUCAAAUUGUGAU
Messenger RNA from Lottia gigantea (owl limpet), 1801 nucleotides. RefSeq lists its product as hypothetical. The record is from RefSeq and is a predicted model, not a curated record. The coding region runs from base 1 to 1710 and encodes 569 amino acids. The transcript has 4 exons. Lineage: Eukaryota; Metazoa; Mollusca; Gastropoda; Lottiidae. Gene Ontology annotation, molecular function: protein binding. Gene Ontology annotation, cellular component: Cul4-RING E3 ubiquitin ligase complex.